UACCUGGCAGCCCAAUCUAAUUGUCAACAACUGCUUACGGCGUCAAGAUGGCAGUACAAGGCUACAUCGACCCGAAUUUUCCCAACCCUAUGGGCCCGAACGAUGCGACAAUCAUCAUUUAUGGAUAUACGCCUGCACUAGCAGUUGGUGUGCUCGGAGUUGUGCUAUUCUUCAUCGCGGCUGUGGCACAUCUUUAUUUGCUCAUUCGACACCGAACAUGGUAUUUCACACCGAUGCUCGUGGGAACAAUCAUGGAAAUUGUAGGCUACACCUUCCGCCUCCUCUCCAGCCAACAAAAUCCCUACUCCGUCCCCUACUUCGUAAUCCAAUACUUCUUCAUCGUCGUCGCACCCGUCCUCUUCAGCGCCGCGAUCUACACCAUCGUCUCUGUGAUGAUCAAUAUCUACGGCCGAGAAUUCGCUCCUUUGCCGCCGAAAGCCGUGCUGGGAAUUUUCAUCACUUGCGAUAUCGUUGCGACGAUUGUGCAAGUUGCUGGAGCGGCUCUUGUGGGUGUGGCGUAUAGCAAUCAGAAAGAUCCCACGACACCGAAUAAUAUUUUGUUGGCGGGAUUGGCGUUUCAGGUUUUCUCGUUUGCGGUGUUUUUGGUUAUUCUGACGUGGACGUUGGUGAAGGCGAGGAAGAGUCCGGAAAGGAUAAAUGCUGGCUUUGUGGUAGGACUGGUCAUGGCGACUUUGGCGGUGUAUUUGAGGACUGUCUUUCGUCUCGCUGAGACUGCAGAGGGAUUGAUGGCGACGCUCUCGACGCAUGAGGUGUAUUUCGGAUGUCUGGAAUUUGCGCCGAUCGUUGUUGCUGUCUUCAUCUUUACGUAUUGGCAUCCUGGACGUUGGCUCAAGUCUGGAGUUCUGGCGGAGAGGAUGUUAGUGCAAACUGAGAAGGCUUAGCUGGAGACCAAGCGCAGUUGGUACCACAUUUCGUCAACAUUGCCAUCCUCGAACACGGACGGGAAGGCCAUAAGUUCAUCAAUCUCAGGAUCCUGGACUCUCGACAGAAACGCGAUGAUUGCACCGCACGCAGCUCUCGCCUUCUUCGUCAGCCACCACUGAUCAACCUGCUGUAGAAGUGCCAGCCAGUAUGAGAGCAAUAACAGUCCUCUCGGAUCACGAAUAUAGACAAGAGGCUUCAGAGAUGGCCAAGUCCUGCCGAGAAAGGCGAAGAGAGUUGCAAAAUUGCUAGGGGCUGGCUCUAGACACAGAAGCGGUGCAAGUCCCCGAACAAUCUUGUGAUAAGGGUUGUUGUGGGAUGUCGACGUCUCAUCCAUCUCGCACAGCUUGACGAAAGGCUCCGGCAGACCCUCGAUACCAGGUGCCUCAGAUGUGAAGGUUCCAGCAGAGUCAUCAGUCCCGUACAAUAUGGGCAGCCAGCUCGACUGCGCAUUGUUGUCGCGUGGAAAGAGAUGAAAUAGGCUUCGAAAUCCUCCGGUCGUCUCCAGCGGAGUGA
Cercospora beticola is the source of this 1458-nucleotide messenger RNA. Lineage: Eukaryota; Fungi; Ascomycota; Dothideomycetes; Mycosphaerellales; Mycosphaerellaceae. The record is from RefSeq and is a predicted model, not a curated record.